Molecule: messenger RNA, 1295 nt
Organism: Ananas comosus (pineapple)
Lineage: Eukaryota; Viridiplantae; Streptophyta; Magnoliopsida; Poales; Bromeliaceae
Product: annexin D4
Exons: 6
Coding region: 148-1092 (314 amino acids)
Cellular component (GO): cytoplasm
Molecular function (GO): calcium ion binding; calcium-dependent phospholipid binding
Source: RefSeq, a predicted model, not a curated record
AGUAAGGAGGAAGCAUCUCUCAUAUAAUCUCUCUUAAGUAUUCAAUCUCUCUUUCAAAAACAAAAAAAAAAAACCACUCCAACUUUAAUUUCUUUCUUUGUGAGUUGAGAAAACAAAAGAAAAAACAUCUCAGUUAGAGAAAGAACAAUGGCUGAGGAGUUUCAAGCGCUCACCAGGGCUUUCUCAGGGCUUGGAGGGCUAGGUGUAGAUGAGAGCACCAUGGUGUCGACGAUCGCGAAGUGGCAGAAGCAACCGGAGAAGCGAUCACAGUUCAGAAAAGGAUUCGCGCGCUUCUUCACGCCCCACGGUAGCAUUGAGAAGUGCGAGGACGAUUACAUGCUCCACCUUAAAACCGAAUUCUCGCGAUUCAAGAACAUCAUGGUGCUAUGGGCCAUGCAUCCGUGGGAACGGGACGCGCGAUGGGCGCACCACGUGCUCCACAAGGCCCACCCCUCCACCAUCAUCGUGGAGAUCGCCUGCACCCGAUCGUCGGAGGAGCUGCUCGGCGCGCGGAAGGCGUACCAGGCUCUCUUCCACCACUCUCUCGAAGAAGAUGUUGCAUACAAUGUCAAGGGCAACUACUGCAACCUCUUGGUCGGGCUCGUCAGCGCAUACAGGUACGAAGGCCCGAAGGUGAAUGAGGAAUUGGCGAAAUCGGAGGCUAAGGCGCUCGGUAACGCGAUCAAGAGCGCAGGCACAAAAGGUGAUCUUUUAGUGAAUGAUGAAGUUAUCAGGAUUUUAACUACAAGGAGCAAGCUGCAUCUCAGAGCCACUUUCAAACACUACAAGGAAAUUUUCGGGAAGUCGAUCGAGGAGGAUUUGAGUAGCGUCGAGAGCUUGCAAGAGACAGUCAAGUGCUUGGAUUCGCCUCCUAAAUAUUUCAGCCAGGUGAUUGAUAAGGCUUUUAAGGAGGGAGCAGAUAAAAGAGCGAAAGACGCUCUGACCCGCGUGUUUGUAUCUCGAGCAGAGGUGGACAUGAAGGAGAUCAAAGAGGCUUAUAACAAGCAGUACGGAGCUAAGCUCGAAGAUGUGAUCGCGAAGAACACUCAUGGUUACUACAAGGAAGCAUUGCUGUCCUUGGCUGGGAACUGAGAAAUGUGCUUGUUUUAACAGAUACAAAAAUGUUCCUUUUUUUUUCGAGGGUUGGUACUUCGUUGUCGUUUAAUCAUCUCUUAGUUCGAUAGUCACAUGCUGUGAUCUUCUCUAUCAGCGUCGGUUAUGUGUGUAAGGGUGCAAAUAAAAAUUUGUUCUUUUCAUUGAGAAAAAACAAGUAACAUUUAUUUAUAUUCUGCUCA